Molecule: messenger RNA, 7357 nt
Organism: Anguilla anguilla (European eel)
Lineage: Eukaryota; Metazoa; Chordata; Actinopteri; Anguilliformes; Anguillidae
Product: copine-7-like
Exons: 16
Coding region: 792-2474 (560 amino acids)
Biological process (GO): cellular response to calcium ion
Cellular component (GO): plasma membrane
Molecular function (GO): calcium-dependent phospholipid binding
Source: RefSeq, a predicted model, not a curated record
GUACUUGAAAUAGCUGGAAGAAGAUAUUCCCCUUUUUCAUUCGCGCUAACACACACCCCUUCAUCCCCCUCCCUCCCUUCUUUCCCGAGUUUCGGAAAACUGGAAGGUCGUAGAGGAAACGUUUAAACAACUGCAAGUUCUGGGGAAUGCAGCAGGUUCCUUCAUUAUUGUGGACACUACGCAAGAAGCCAUUGCCAGAUGCUGCCCAUAUUUGGAAAUGUUUCAGAUGUCAGAUUAAUGGACUGCAGUUUCCUGAAGACUUGAACACUGACAUAUCUGAAAAAAAAGUUUCCCAUCAUCCCACGCUUUGGAACCCUAAUUCUUAAGUCAUUUUUUCUCCACUGCCCCCUGGUGGCCGAAUCACUGUGUGUGCUCGCGCACUACAAACGGCCUGGCACUGCCCAACUGAAUGGUCUUGAAUUUAAUGUGGAAUGACACCUGCGUGCUGUUUGACUAAAGGGCGUAUUACUCAUAACAGGGAGACAGGACACAUAUUAUCAUUAGCGUAUCAUUGAUUAAGAGCUUCAGAAGGUUGCAGUGUCUCUCUCCCAACCACUGGCCUUCCUUCUGCCCAAUCCUUUGACUUCUUUCAAGGUUACCCUUCAUGUCAGAGGAACUGCCAAAUGUGGGCAUUCCUGUAGUCUCCGUGCUCUCCAGGGCUGAGGUGUACUAACGGUCCUUAGGGCCACAUAGCUCUGGGCCUCUGCUGAAGGCUCCUCCCCUGCUCAGCUCCUUCGACCCACCCCAAUCUCCUCUCCCCGCCCUGCCCCGCCCCGCUCUACCUGGUAAAGAUGAAUGACACCCAGGACCUGGCGUCCCCGGCGGCUGCCCUCAGCACCGUCCCCGCUGCCUGCGUCUCCAAAGUGGAGCUGCGGGUGUCCUGCAAGGCCCUGCUGGACCGGGACACCCUCAACAAGUCCGACCCCUGCGUGAUCCUCAUGGUGCAGGCACAGGGACAGUGGACCGAGCUGGACAGGACUGAGGUCAUCAAGAGCAACCUGCACCCCGUGUUCGCCAAGGUCUUCACCCUGGACUACUACUUCGAGGAGGUGCAGAAGCUGCGCUUCGAGGUGUACGACAUCCACGGGGCGCACAGCAUCGGCGCGCGCGACGAUGACUUCCUGGGGGGCGUGGAAUGCACUCUCGGCCAGAUUGUAGCCCAGAAGAAGAUGAUGAAGCCGCUGUUCUUGAAGUAUGGGAAAUAUGCGGGCAAAUCCACCAUAACGGUCCAUGCUGAGGAAAUAUCGGGGAACAACGGUUACGUUGAGCUUUCCUUCUGUGCCAAGAAGCUGGAUGAUAAGGACCUCUUCAGCAAAUCAGACCCUUUUUUGGAAAUCUACAAGAUCAACGAUGAUGGAUCCGAGCAGUUAGUUCACAGGACCGAGGUGGUUAAGAAUAACCUGAACCCUGUGUGGGAGCCCUUUAAAGUGUCCCUCAGUUCCCUGUGCAGCUGUGACGAGGACAGGCAGCUGAAGUGCCUGGUCUGGGACUACGACUCCAGGGGUAAACACGACUUCAUCGGGGAGUUUUAUGCCACCUUCAGAGAAAUGCAAAAGAUUGGAGGAGGAAGCAAGGUCACAUGGGAUUGCGUGAAUCCGAAGUACAAGCUGAAGAAGCGGAACUACAAAAAUUCAGGCGUGGUGAUUCUCAGUGAUCUCAAGCUCCAUCGGGUCUAUUCCUUCCUGGACUACAUAAUGGGAGGAUGCCAGAUUCACUUUACAGUGGCCAUUGAUUUCACAGCAUCCAACGGGGACCCUCGGAACAGCUGCUCCCUGCACUACAUCAACCCCUACCAGCCCAAUGAGUACCUGAAGGCCUUGAUAGCAGUUGGCGAGAUAUGUCAAGAUUACGACAGUGACAAAAGGUUCUCUGCUCUUGGUUUUGGUGCAAGAAUUCCACCAAAUUAUGAGGUCUCCCAUGACUUUGCCAUCAAUUUCAACCCAGAAGAUGAUGAAUGUGAAGAAAUCCAGGGCGUGGUGGAAGCGUACCAGAACUGCCUCCCUAAGAUCCAGCUCUACGGUCCCACCAACGUGGCCCCCAUCAUCAGCAGACUAGCCAAACUGGCUGCAGGGGACGGCACCAUCAAAGACGCCUCGCGGUACCACAUCCUGCUGAUCCUGACGGACGGGGUGGUGACGGACAUGGCGGACACGCGCGAGGCCAUCGUGCGCGCCUCCUACCAGCCGCUGUCCAUAAUCAUAGUGGGCGUGGGCAACGCCGACUUCACAGACAUGCAGAUCCUGGACGGGGACGACGGGGUGCUGCGUUCGCCGAAGGGGGAGCCGGUGCUGAGGGACAUAGUGCAGUUCGUGCCCUUCAGAGACUUCAAAACGGCCUCCCCUGCUGCCCUGGCCAAGUGCGUCCUCGCCGAAGUGCCCAAGCAGGUGGUCGAGUAUUACAGCCACAAGGCCAUCUCCCCCAAAUGCCCCCACCUCCUGGAUUCGCCCACCUCCCCUGCCAACACCCCCGAGUAGAGGAGAUGCACGACCGCAAGCACCCCGGCCCGGCUUGGUCUCAGCUGUUCGGUGGGUGAAAGAUUUGGGUUGCAAGGACGAGAUCAAAAAGAGAUUUAAAAAAAAAAAAAAAAAAACUGUUUACAUUCCAAAGUGGAGCACCGGGGCUUGGAUUAUGAUCACUUCGUACGCCUGGCUGCGGUCCGUCUGCUCGGGCGCGGGCACUGCAGUGUCUUCCUGAGGCUCUGUGAGGAAUAUUCACAUCCUAUUCAGGCAGAAAGCGCAGGCCCCACAUUUCCUGGCGACCAUCUUGAAUUAUUGCAGCAGCUUUUGCAGCUUCCUAGCUACUUCCCUCUAAUUAAAGACUUCCGGACUGCACACCCCCUUUCUUUUUUUCCCAACGAUCUCUCCUUUCUAUUCAGUGGCUUGUCAACGGGCUUGUAUAAUGAGGAAAAGAUGCCAUGCACGAUCUUGAUGGUGAUAUCAACAAAUUAUUGUAAGAACUUAAUGGUCAUAUAAAAAGAUAGAUGCACAAACUCAUUUGUAAAAUCUACGUAUUAUAACAUUAUCUUGGUGGUGAGAUCUAAAUAUAAAUAAACAUGUGAGCUAUAUCAAGAGAUUAAUACACCAUCCAAGUGGUGUUAUUAAUAGAUUAUUACAGGAACAUGGUGGUGAUAUCAAAACAUUAUUACAUAAAAUAAUCUUUUGAUAUUGCAUGUGGAAUUAGAGAAAACCUUUUGCUCGUCUUUGAUUUUUGAAGAAACCUUCAAAAUAGUAUUUGGGAAAUGAAGGUACAUUUAAGAGCUAAGAUUGCUUUGAUCCAUGUUUUAUUCCAGAGAUGUACUAAUAAUCCCUUUAAUUAAGAGUCACCUGGUCCCCUCGAUUUACCUCAGUUUUUGGGAAGCAAAAACGGUGUCCACGGUAGCCCAAUAUUUGUUCAGUUACGGUAAAAAAAAUUCACACUUUAUUUGAGAAUCAAAACAAAGCUGUGUAUUUAAGUUGUUUGAUGUUGCAUCUGGACCAGUGUUUGUUUGAAGGACCCGGCUCCUCCCUUUGUUUUCAUUUUGUUUUAAGAUCAACAGAUAUGGUAUUAUCUCUCUUGAACUGAGGUCCAAUCAACCCUUGCAAGGGAAAUCUACUAAGGCUGCACCAAGAAUGGCCAACAAAAAUGAAUCAAGUAAAUCACAUAUUCAGUAUUACCGCAGAGAGCUUCAUUAACUUCUCAUCCCUAGCUAAGGAAACUGGAGCAUUUUUUUUUUACAGUACCAGCUGAAUGUGUGAGCGCUCAGCCACCUGGGAACAGUUUGGAACAUCUUUAAUAAACAUCUAGUGCCUAUUAGAGUAACAUCAAUGAAGUAUAACAAUGACUUGAAAUGACAGGAUUUUAGAUUUUAUGAUCUGUUUAAAGACUCAGUGCUGGAUAAUGUGUUCUGGAAAAAGGCUAACUAAGAGCUUUAGUGUUAGAAUGAGCACAGUCUGCCUUUGUGAAAGUUCUAGAAAAUGUAUGACUUUUUAUGCACGGGCAAGUUUAUGGAGUUUAUGCUGUUCCCUGAACGCAGUUUCCCUCCGCAUUAUCCCCCUCCCCACCCACUCUUAAAAGUCAGAUAGAAUCAGUUACUCUUCAAAGCAGUGAGAACUGGGGAAGAUUCUUCCAGGAAAUAUGCACUGGGCAUUUAUGUUUAUUAAGCUCCUGUAUCAGUUGGGCUAAACCAUUUAAUAGUUAACAGGUUGAUCUUAAUUAUUCAAUAGAGAGUCCUAUUUUUCAUCAAUAUAAAUAUCUUAUGGCAUGUAUUUUCUUCAUACAAAUGUCAUUAUCCUUUAUUUUGCCAAGCAAGUCCCAUUGAUAUUAAUACCUAUUAUGUACGGGUGUCCUGGUCAAGAGGCAAUAUACAGAACUCAAGUAUACACACAGAAGAAAACAGAUAAAAUACAAAGGAAAUCAAAUCAUGGAGCUCUGGAUUCAUUAGAAAUGUGCACAAAUAUCUCUUAUAGUGUUUUGAACCAAACCUCUGAAUUCUGUACCAUACCUCUGAAGCAACGGGACUAUCAAUCUUUGUUUUUGCAGCAUGUUCCAAGACCAGGGAAGAUUAUAACUGAAAGGCAUCUUUCUGAAUUCUGAAAAAGGACAAGGCACUUUGAAGAGCAUACUGGCAGUGUUACAAAGAUUAUAGGCAGCACUACUUCCUGUCAAAUGAGCAGAAAUAUAAUGUGACAGUUUGCCUAAAAUGGCCUUGUGAAUGAAGAUGUACCAACGACACAAUCUGUUUGUCAUUGGUAUACUUCACCACUGCAGUAAUUGUGUCCAUGCAUAUUUCAUUACCUGCUGCUGCCUAAAAGGCAUUAUAAAGAUUGAGAAUCUAUGCAGCUUGAUGUGAUGGGAAUGCAGGUAGAUAACUGUCCUACAAUACCUGAAUAUAUGAUGUGCAGAGACACAGAUUCAGUGCUGCCAAACAGCCUCUCAUCAAAAGCUUUGAGUAAAACAAUUAUUUCACUGGACUGACAACAGUGAUGUUGCUGUCAGUUGUAUUUUUCUUGAACUCUAAAACCCUGCCUCAUUUUCUUGCCUGGUGAAUGAAAUUAUGUGUUGGUAGUCUGCUGAAUUUUUUCAGCUUGAUGUUAAUCCUGUUGGGUCAGAGUGGUUGUCGUUGAAUCAGAUUCAGAAUAUGGAAUGACUGGAUGUGUUGUGUGUUGAGUGAGUGGUCUCAGACAGUUUCUUGGUGAUUGUUGGUUAACAGUGAUUGAUUGAUUGAUUGAUUGAUUGAUUGAUUGAUUGAAUUUAUUUGAUUAUCAUCAGAAAAAUACAAGAGGAAAUUCAAGCAGGAACAUUACCAAGUACCAAUCUUACCAGAUCCAGUUCACUGUUUCUCUCCAGAUCAUGGCUUACGAAAUGCUUGUUAUUUUUUCCAUAUAUGGCAGUUGCGCUGUCUGUCUCUUUCUCUGAUUGGUGGUUAUCCAUGCCAAUUCCAGUCUUCCUCUGAUUAGUGGCUAUCUGUGUGUGUUCCACUCUGUUGGACUGGUGGAUAUCUGUACCUGUACUAUCUCUCUGGUGGUUUAUCAUGUCCUUGUCCCUUUCACUGUCAGGUUGUUGGUUGUUUGUGUUCGUUGCUCAUUACUGACACCGCCUCCACCCCUGUCUGCUCUCUGUGGUGUGAUACGAAAUCCACCAUGCAUUGGCGACUCUGAUAACAUCAUUAGCGUCUCCACGUCAGCACUCUUCCUAUGCCAUUAUGCCUACAGCUGGCAUUAUUGCUGAUGCCGUGUCAAUUAUUUAGCACGCGCCACCGCCUAAAAUGGAACGAAGGAACUAUAGCGAGACGUGUCUCGCAGCAUCCGAUGCAGCGGGAAUCAAUCUAUUUUACACGUGUAAAACAAGCCUAAUUUCCCCCGUGUCUGACUGCUCGCAUGCUGUGCUCAAAGCUCUUUGAAGUGUCAGGAGCAGUAUCACAUGCUUUAGGCCGCAGCAAACUAAUCUGAACAGGUUUGCAAAGCAGGCACAGAGUUACUGGAGGACACCCAACAUUCGGUGUGUGAGGCAAGCCAGAGGCAGCUUGCAGGUCUGUAUCAAAGGAUAUAUACAGGGAAGAGGCCAAUAGUAUUUUUAAUAUCUAGGUCAGAAUAUGCUCAAGUGAACAUUUCCGGUGAUAACAUCGAAGGUGUUAUUAUUCAGUUGAAAUAUUUAUCUUGAUGUUUUCUCAGAGUACCCUUUGGCUUUAGAGAAAAGGGCAAUGUUAGUCCAUGUCCAUUUUCUGUAAUAUCAUACAAACAGUCCCAUGAAGAGAGAUUUCACCUCAGGAAAAUUCAGUUCCUUGACAUCCUUUCGAAAAGGCACCACAGCACAGAAAUGAACAAAGCAGAAGGUAUAAAUCACGAUAAAAUAUUCGAGGUGUGCUUUGAAAUCAGCAGUUUUCCAACCCAUCAAGCGAAUCAACUGAGUGAGGCCCUGUGCCUGCUCUCGAUAGGACUCACGCAUACACACAUGCACCCAGAAGCACGCAUGAACGCAUGUGCACAUGCCCUGGUCUGCAGCAUUGCCGACCCAAGGCCAUGCACGGUUCUGAUUGGGUCCCUAAAGGGAUGAGCCAUCAGUACCUCUCAUAUUUUCUCAUUAGCAGUAUAGCAUCGUCCUCCCCAGUGGGCUCACCCUGGGACUUCUGACUCCCUUCCAUUCAGGACAGUCCUUGGGGAAAGAGCAUCGCAUAUGCAGGGAAAGGGGGUGGGCAAUGGGGGAUAACUUACUCUCUCUAUACUGGAAUCAGAGGGACACCUGAUGGUAGAAGAGCCCUGCGGGUGGAAAAAGGCACCGUUUCAGAUGUAGCUGGAGUGGGAGGGACUUUGGCAAAGCGGCUGACUGCCUCCUUUGAAAUGCAUAAGGCAUGCAAAUGAAUGGUUCUCAUAUCAACACUGCAAAAUAUGCACACGCUUAAUCCUUUGGGCUCAGACCGUGUGCAGUUUCCACCGGCAAACCCACGGUGCAGCGCUUUAAAUGAGCUUUGGCAAAAAAAAAAAAAGAAAAUAAAAAUAAAAACUGCCAGAUUCAGUGAUCCUUUAUGACGUUUCAGAAAUGGGGACCAGAUAACGGAUCGCUGAUGAAUGACUGCAUAUGAAUAAAAAAAGAUUUUAAAAAAGGAAUUUUAUUGCAUGCUUAUUUCUGUGUUUUUUAAAUAAAGUGUGGUCUACUCUGAGCCUGUAAGCCUGCAUUUGCACAAACACUUGUUCUCGUAGCGUGAGAUCCUUAUUUGGCAUUUUAGGUGAAUAAACCUCUUACCUUAAUGGAAUGCAUGACAGUGUUGCCAAUGUUGUAUUUGUCUGUGAAAAAGAGGAGAAAAAAAUCAAGGUGCUCCUCUGUACAUUUUCUGUGUUUUUAAAAGAGAAAAAAGAUAAAUAAAGAUUUAAUAUGUAUUGUC